Messenger RNA from Leishmania mexicana MHOM/GT/2001/U1103, 768 nucleotides. RefSeq lists its product as hypothetical. Bases 1 to 768 code for a protein of 255 amino acids. Lineage: Eukaryota; Euglenozoa; Kinetoplastea; Trypanosomatida; Trypanosomatidae. The record is from RefSeq and is a predicted model, not a curated record. The transcript has a single exon.
AUGAGGCCGAUCGCGUUGGGCUUCCAGAUCCCAUCGCUGAGAGAUGCGUGUGUAGCGAACACGGCCGCGUGGACGCUGGCGGUACCUUACCCGGUUGGCAAGUCCACCUUGCAGGUCAGUGGCAUUCACGCGCGACUUGUGCCGGUGAAGCCAUCCACUUCCAAGAGCAACGGCGUCGUCAAACAUGGGCAGCAGCAGCAGCAGCGGCAGCUGCCGCACAGAAAGGGUCUGCCGUCGUCUCUGCCUCCUGGCGAUGCACUGAUGGCUGAUAUCGUUGUGCAUGCGCACGUUCGCGGGGAGCUGAACAGCGCGCCGCGGUCGUACGUCGUCGCUGUGAUUCCGCUGCGGUUUGACGGUGCCGCUGCGCCUGCUCCAUCAGGUCCUGCGAUGGUGUCCUCGGCCACAUUGGCGCAUGCUGGUGCUUCGACGCUGCCGUCGACGCCGCGUGACAACCGUGCUGUCAGCGCACAGGCUCGCGGGGCAGGCCGAGGCGCCAUUGCAGGUGUCUUCGCCUCCGCCUUCGCCAGGAUCGACUUGCGCACGCAGAUGGAGCGGGUGCGACUGAGCUUCACCGUCGUUCCCUGCAGCAGGACCGGUGGCGCUGGCGCGGCUGCCAACCGCACGGUUACCAACGGUGCCGCUCAUGCCAACGCGGGCAAGCGACUGCGCGAGGAGGCUGGCGAGGCAGCUGACGACUCGGAGUCCGAAGCCUUCCUUGACUGCACGAUUGAUGUGACGGUGGUGGGGACAGUGUCACCCAUUGCGUAA